Knipowitschia caucasica is the source of this 312-nucleotide messenger RNA. NCBI's taxonomy places the organism in Eukaryota, Metazoa, Chordata, Actinopteri, Gobiiformes, Gobiidae. The record is from the annotation of a GenBank genome assembly.
AUGGUGGAGCAGGUGAUGGGCAGCAGUGGGCCACGUCUUGGAGCGCGGCCCACUCCCCUGCGCGAUCCAGGGGCCCACAACUUCAACCCAGGCACAGGUUGGAGCUCGCUGCCCGGACAGCUGCCCGAUCCUUUUCCCAUCGAGCUGAACUCGACUUGCCUGUCCCGCAGCGCUCUCCAACUCCCACCAAAAAGGAGCACCGUGGACCAUCGCGCCUCAAGCCACCUCUGGGCUUCCCGGGACCGAUCCCCGCUCCCUGCUCCCGUGUGUGGGAAAGACUGGAGUGUGUGCGUGCCCGCUCUCCGUGCGUGA